AUGCAAGUUCCAAUGUGGAAUGUGAGGUUGUAUGAGAAAGCAUUCAACGCAAGGUUGGUUUAUGAUGGAUACCCUACUCUGUUUACCAUCAAGCUACAUCAUGGGGGAGAGUUCACAAAGUUUCCAGAUGUGAACUACAUUGAUGGAACUGUGACAUAUGUUGACAUGGUCGAUAUAGAAGAGUUUUCUGUUCAUGAAAUGGAUGCCAUCAUGAAAGGGUUAGGAUACUCGGUUCCCCCAGUUAUCUAUUAUCAUUUUCGGUUGCCCAAAGGAGACAUGCAUUUUGGACCACGUGCCCUAGGAAACGAUGAUGAUGUUCGUAAUCUUGCCCAAUAUGUGAAGGAGCAUAAAGUCAUAAGGGUGUACACUGAACACGGUUUUACAAAAUUGCUUACUUACUUUAUGGCUCCUAAACCUGUUAAAAAGGUCACUAUUGAGCAAUUAGAUGAAAUUGAGGAACAUGAAACCACCACAACUGAUAACCAAGCUAGUGAUAGGAAAAGGAGUUGGACCAAGGACAAAUCUUUGUCAUUAUCCCCUGUUUUACAUAAUGAAGGUGCUUUGUCAAUAUCCCCUGUUUUACAUAAUAAAGGUGCUUUCUCAUUAUCCCCUGAGUAUAAUAGGAAAAGGAGUUGGACCAAGGACAAAUCUUUGUCAUCAUGCAAUAAGAAAUUGGCCAUGGGUGAUGUUAGUGAAGCUAAUGUAGAUGGGGAUAAGGAUCAUGCACCUAAUGAUUUUGAUGAGGCAGCUAAUGAAUUUGAUCUUGGAUUGAACCAACAGAUUUUAGAAUCUAAUUCUGAAUUUGAUAAUGGAUUCAAUGAAGAGAAGGAAGGGGAUGAAGGGGAAGAGGUAGUUAAUGAAGUUAGUGCUAAUGUAGAUAUGAGGAAUUAUGAGAAGGAUGCUAGAGUUGAAGAUGAUGUAGAUAUGGGGGGUUAUCAGAUGGAUGCUGGAGUUGAAGAUGAAGUAGAUAUGGGGGGUUAUCAAAUGGAUACUGGAGUUGAAGAUGAAGUUACUCAUAAUGUAGCUGAGGAUGAAAGAAGUGAUAGGGAGGAUGAUAAUGGUGAAAGAAGUGAUGGGGAGGAUGAUAGUGAUGAAAGAAGUGAUGGGGAGGAGGAUAGUGAUGACAGUGACUUUUGGGUAGAUGAGGAUAACAUAAUUCCUGAAGUAGAGGUAGAUAUGAAGGAUUUUUACAUGAGUGUUGAUCUGGAAGCUGAAUUUAUGGAAAAGAGAGUAACAAAUCCCAUGCAUAAUGAUAGUGGUGAAGACCCUAAAGACCCUGAAGAUUUGGAUGUAAUUGAUAAUGACCGAUGGGAUUCAAUGGAUGAGGGUUCUGAUAUGGAAAGGAAAAGGAGAGUUUUAUUAAAAGAAUUAGGGAAGGAGACAAGGUGCUCUCAAGGGGAGAUACAUAAAGUUACUUUUAGGAUAGGACAAAAAUAUAAAAGUAAAAAGGAGUUAAAGGAAAAAAUACAAUUGCAUGCAUUGGAAACCAGGAGGAAUAUAUUCUUCAAGAAAAACGACAAAACAAGGUUAAGAGCUUUAUGCAAAGGGACUGUAGCCUUUAAUGAGGGUGAUGUUGGUGAACCUACCCCUUGUCCUUGGGUGAUACAAGGUUCUAGAUCAAAUAAAGAUGGUAGUUGGAUGAUUAAAACAUAUAACCACGAACACAGAUGCUUGCAUACAAGAAAAGUGAGAUCUGCAACUGCAAAGUUCAUUGGGAAGCAAAUAAUGGAUCAGAUUUUCAGGGCUAAAUCUAAUGCAAAAAAACAAGUGCAAGGGGAUUACAGAAAACAGUAUGAGGUUCUCAGAGAUUAUAUCUUAGAGCUACAGUCUACCAAUCCAGAUACAACUGUGAAGUUAGAAUUUGAGUCUGAACCCAACUCCAAUGCCACCUCAAGAAGAUUUAAAAGAAUUUAUGUGUGUAUGGGUGGAAUGAAGAAAGGGUUUAGAGCUUGCCUGAGGGAUUUUCUUGGUUUUGAUGGGGCAUUUAUGAAGGGCCCUUUCCUAGGACAGAUAUUGACUGCAGUUGGGGUAGACUCAAACAAUGGAAUAUACCCCCUGGCUUAUGCCAUUGUUGAGUCUGAGAAUACUCAAAGCUGGAAAUGGUUUCUUGAGAUUUUAGGAGAUGACCUAGACCUAUAUGCAAACUCAAACUUCACAUUUAUAAGUGAUAGACAAAAGGGUUUACAAGCAGCCAUUGCUCAGUUGUUUCCAUGUGCUGAGCACAGAUAUUGUCUCAGGCAUAUACAUGAUAAUAUGAAGAGAACAUGGAGAUCCAAUGAACACAAAGAACACUUGUGGAAUUGUGCCACAGCAACAACAGUCCAAGAGUUCAACCACUUAAUGAAUGAAUUCAACUUAUUUGACAAGGAUGCAUAUAAUUGGUUGAAGCAGAUCCCCCCACAACACUGGGCAAGAAGCCACUUCACAGGGAGAGCAAUAUCAGAUAUGCUUUUAAAUAAUCUUUGUGAAGUUUUCAACAGCAAAUUGGUUGAAGGAAGGGAUAAGCCACUAAUAACUUGCUUGGAGUACAUCAGGGAAUACAUGAUGAAAAGAAUCUGUAAUGUCAUCAAGGUGCAAAAUAAGUGUGUAGGGCCUCUAACUCCUUCUGCAACAAAGAUUAUGGACAAAAAUGUCUAUUUGGCAUCUCAGUACACAACUAGGUGGAAUGGUUCAGACAAAUACCAAGUGAAAGGGCCAUGGCAGGAUCAACAAGUUGUUGACAUGGCAGGAAGGGUAUGCAGCUGUAGGAAGUGGGAAUUAACUGGCCUCCCUUGUAAACAUGUCAUAGCUGUCCUAAAUGAUAAAGCAGAUAAUGGUGAAAAGAUUGGAGAGUUACACACUUAUGUCCACAGGGUGCAUUGGCUAGAAACUUGGAAAGCAGCUUAUGUUUAUAAGGUAGAGCCUAUUAAAGGGAGAGCAAUGUGGCCUAUAAGUGAUUGCCCAAUUAAAAUCACCCCUCCUCUGCACCAUAAUCAGCCCGGGAGACCCAAGAACAAGAGAAGGCAAUCUGCAGGGGAGAGAAGCCAGAAGAAGGGAGAGAAUGGUAAUGGUGCUAGUGGGAGUCAAACUCAUGCUGCAAGUGGGAGUGGGAAGCUAACAAGGAAGUUUAUUAGUGUGACUUGCAGCAAGUGUAAAAAUAAAGGGCACAAUACUAGAACUUGCAAGGGCCAAGUAGGAAAUUGA
Lactuca saligna is the source of this 3183-nucleotide messenger RNA. The record is from the annotation of a GenBank genome assembly. Lineage: Eukaryota; Viridiplantae; Streptophyta; Magnoliopsida; Asterales; Asteraceae.